Hyposmocoma kahamanoa is the source of this 3354-nucleotide messenger RNA. RefSeq names its product thioredoxin domain-containing protein 9. Gene Ontology annotation, cellular component: cytoplasm. The record is from RefSeq and is a predicted model, not a curated record. The coding region runs from base 158 to 802 and encodes 214 amino acids. The transcript is spliced from 6 exons. Gene Ontology annotation, biological process: microtubule cytoskeleton organization. NCBI's taxonomy places the organism in Eukaryota, Metazoa, Arthropoda, Insecta, Lepidoptera, Cosmopterigidae.
AAGGCCGUGAAGUAAAUACAAAUACAUAUAAGUUUGUUUUACUAAAAAAACUGUUUUUAAUGUGAAAUUGUUGAAUAAAAUUGUACGUGCAACAUAUUUACAUUGUGAUUUACCACUUUGCGUGUUAGUUUUUUUAUUUCGACCUGAAACCAUAAAAAUGGAAGAAGUAAUUCAGAAUAUUGCUAAAACUGUGGAGAAGCAGUUGGACAAUGAAAUUGAGAGACUGGAUCAGCUGGAUAGCAGUGAUUUGGAGGCAAUUCGCCAACAACGUAUCAAUGAGAUGAAAGAGCGCGCUAAGAAAAAGCAAGAGUGGUUAGCCAAUGGCCACGGCACAUACACAGAAAUCGACGGCGAAAAGGACUUCUUCGGCAUUUGCAAUAAGAGUGACCGAGUUGUUUGUCACUUCUACAAAAACGAUACACCGCGCUGCAAGAUAGUCGACAUGCACCUUAAGAUUUUGGCUCAGAAACAUGUUGAAACACGUUUCGUUAAGCUGGACGCGGAGAGGGCACCGUUCCUUACUGGUCGACUCAAAAUCCGCGUGAUCCCCACCAUAGCACUGGUGAAGGACAAUAAGACCAAGGACUUCAUUGUUGGCUUCACUGAGCUUGGGAAUAGGGAUGAUUUUGCCACAGAUAUGCUAGAAUGGAGACUGGCCAGGUCAGAGGUAAUAGAAUAUUCUGGCGACCUUCUGGUACCGCCAGCUGAAGCGAGAAAGCAACGCGCGCUGAAUGUCCAGGCGAAGAAGACCAUACGGGAUCGAGGAGAUGACUCCGACUCGGAUCUUGACCUUAGCGAUUGAUUUUACAUAUACAUACAAUAAAUAUAUAUAUAUAUAUAUAUAUACACACAACACAGCAAUACGUGGAAAGGGCCUUUAAGGUUGUUCUCACACCGUACCAUCGCAUUCAGAUCACACACAGCCAGAGAUGGGCAGUGGGUUUUAUUAUUUUUAACUAAUUUCUGCCCAAAAUCGUGGGCGGAAACGGCGAUUUCUUACUUUCUUAUUUGCAUGUCCUCAUCACUUUCUUUCUUUCUUUUAUAGGUUAACGACCUGAAAUAAAAAAUCAUUCGAAAUAUCAAAAUCCGAUAAUAAUAUUGCAGACAAAAACAUUUGAUGGCAAAACGGACCACGUGGUCCAUUUUACCCGUUCCAUUUUGCCUUUUAAGUAGGUAUGUAAAUAGUUAAAUAUUGCGAGAUUAAUUUAAAUCAAAAGUACUUAGAAACGAAUAUUAGUUGCAUAAUAAAAGUAAAGGCUAAUCUAAAUUUGCUUUUUUUUUACAUCAAAGUUCUCUAAAAAUAACUUACCUUUAUAAAAACGUGCGCUGAUGUCCCCUCCGAGACCACUGACCGUAAAUGAGAGAGAGGCCACUACCAAGUAUAAGUAAGUCGGUAAUAGAUGACACUAAUAGUUUCAUAGUUAUAGGUGCGGUCCGUUUUACCUCCCGUUUUUCUACUCAUUAGAAAUUUCGAAGGAAAAGAUCUUUUUUAGACGAAAAAGAGACAACUCCACACAAUACCCACCUUGCAAUCCUGUGGAUUCUCACUAUUGAGGAUGCACGAUUCGAUUUCUAUGAAGGUCGAUUCAAGUGCAUAUGAUCAAACGAUUUUUUUGUAUCGAUUAUUUGAAUGCGAUUUACACGCGAAUCGAUUAAAUAGAAAGGCAAUCGAAUACUCUAGAUCUGAAAGCAAUAAACAUUUUGUAAUAAUCAUUAAGUUUAUACGUAAUAAACUUCAUUUACAACAAAUAUUUAGUUAUCAACAGUUUUUUCCCUCGAUUUUGAGAAGUAAUGGAUUUUAACUCGAUUUAAACCCGGCGUUAACAAACCGCCGGGUUACAACCCAGGCGCUUGCUAAUCUCUGCACACAGCUGUCGCAGCGCUAUCGUGCAUAAUUGCGAUAACCGCGUGUGAUAAUGUGAACUACUCCAUACAAAGUCGAAAUGUCGCUGUGUGAGAACAACCUAAAUAUACCUAGGUGAUAUUAUGUUGGCACCGCAGAACAAGAUUUUUUGUACAAAAUUGAACCGUGUAGAGUUGGUGUAAGUGUCUGUAUAAAAUUUACGACUCUUUAUGCGAGACAAAAAAAAACCUUCGCGUCGCGAGAAUGUUUUUUUGGUCUUUUGGUUUUUUGUGGUCUUUCAAACAAUUUGUUUAAGACCUACGAAAAAGAAUCAAGGCCAUCUUUGAAUAUAUAUUUAAAAUGGCGGAAAUUAGCAAUUUGUCUAUUGUUUUGCAAUUGUAUUGAAUUAAAACCUUCUCCUUAAAUGCCUUCCUUAAAUUCUCAGUUUAAAUGCCUUGAAACUAUUACAUGUUUGAAACUAUUUUAGAUCUGUAAUUUCUAAAACAAUUAAGAUUGCGUUCCCACUAUGUCGUGACGACAGAUAGUCGUGCAGUUUACAAUGUCGUGGUUUGUAUAUUUAAAUGAAGUUGUUCACAUAUAGAACGACACGAUUAACUGUCGUUUCGCGAUUCGUUUGUCGUUACGACGAUUUUAAAUGAGACGAAAAAAUCGGUUCAUAAAUGCCGGAGUAAUCGCGUAACACACAUUAAAAAAAAACAGUCGAACUGAGAACCUCCUCCUUUUUUAAAGUCGGUAAAAAAAAUGUUGAAUUAUGAUAACAAUGCACAUAUUUCCAAGUUAAAAAGUUCUGGUACGUGUGGUCUGGUACAAUGCUCAUACAUUGUUAUCAUAACCCAACAAUUUUUUUGACAUUCCGCUAAACUUGAGUACUAUUUUCGCAUAAGAACAUGUGGUUGGAUACCCCGAGAUCAGACCCAAUGCUGGCACGUAUACUUGUGUCUUUAGUUUCGCUAGAUAUUGUAAUAAAUAAAUACCUUACUGUUACCAUGGACCAAUAAAUUCAAGAGGAUUGCUUAUCUCUAUACCACAGAUCUCUGAAAAAGUUCAAAAUUCUUUUUUUUUAAUAACAUCAAGUGACGGGACGAACAAGUAGUGCACCUUAAGGUAAGCUACACGCCAUAACAGUUACAGUGCCACUCAGAGCUUUAAAUUGCAAAGAUCUGAGGGGCACUAUCACUGCGCCUGUCGCCCUGAGACAUAAUUUGACAAUUACCUUGUGCCUGUGCCACUCGGAGCUAUGGCACCCGCGAUACAGGGUUAUCCUAGUGCGGGGGCUAUGAGUGAGUGCGUUGAAAAAAAAAUUGCACAAAUUAGUUACAGAAACAGCUACUUGGUACUCGUCGCGACAUCUGGUGUACCAAUGGGUACUAAAUACCCGACAUCGCCAUCUUGUAUCGGAUUAACAGUCCCUUUAAGAUUUUGGUCCAAGAUGUUUGUUACUAAUAAUAGAAUUUUUAAACAAAUUAACAGCUGAAUAAAUAAGUAUUUUA